Pongo pygmaeus (Bornean orangutan) is the source of this 6865-nucleotide messenger RNA. RefSeq names its product KLF transcription factor 13 (gene KLF13). The coding region runs from base 385 to 1251 and encodes 288 amino acids. NCBI's taxonomy places the organism in Eukaryota, Metazoa, Chordata, Mammalia, Primates, Hominidae. Gene Ontology annotation, molecular function: RNA polymerase II cis-regulatory region sequence-specific DNA binding; DNA-binding transcription factor activity, RNA polymerase II-specific. Gene Ontology annotation, biological process: regulation of transcription by RNA polymerase II. The record is from RefSeq and is a predicted model, not a curated record. The transcript is spliced from 2 exons.
CACACCGAGCCGCGGCGCGCACGGCAGCUGUCCCGCCUGCCACAAUGCGCGGCGAAGCUGCGGCCGCGACUUGGCGCGGUGGUCCCUAACGUUGCCGCUCGGCAUCCUUAGAACCGGCCGCUCCUGACGCCGCGCGGGGACCCCAGUCUCCCGCGCCCCCCAUGCGCUCACUCUUCGGUGCCCGGCCGGGCCGGCGCCUCGCAGACGCGGAGCCGCGCGGGUGACGGCACAGGCGGCUGCGCGCCCAGCCCAGCCCAGCCCAGCCCAGCCCGAGGAGAGGGCGCGCCGCGCCCCCGCCCCCCGCCCGCUCUCCCGAGGCCGUGGGUGCGGAUGCGCGGCUGACGCCUCGCAGCAAGAGCACCGCCGCCGGCCCCAGCCCGCAGCAUGGCAGCCGCCGCCUAUGUAGACCACUUCGCCGCCGAGUGCCUCGUGUCCAUGUCGAGCCGCGCGGUCGUGCACGGGCCGCGGGAGGGGCCGGAGUCCCGGCCCGAGGGCGCGGCCGUGGCCGCCACCCCCACGCUGCCCCGCGUCGAGGAGCGCCGCGACGGUAAGGACAGCGCCUCGCUCUUCGUGGUGGCGCGGAUCCUAGCGGACCUCAACCAGCAAGCGCCGGCGCCCGCCCCGGCGGAGCGCAGGGAGGGCGCCGCGGCCCGGAAGGCGAGGACCCCCUGCCGCCUGCCGCCGCCCGCCCCCGAACCCGCCUCCCCCGGCGCCGAAGGCGCGGCGGCCGCGCCCCCCAGCCCGGCGUGGAGCGAGCCGGAGCCCGAGGCGGGGCUGGAGCCCGAGCGGGAGCAGGGGCCCGCGGGGAGCGGCGAGCCCGGCCUCAGACAAAGGGGCCGGCGGGGCCGAAGUCGCGCCGACCUCGAGUCCCCGCAGAGGAAGCACAAAUGCCACUACGCGGGCUGCGAGAAAGUUUACGGGAAAUCCUCGCACCUCAAGGCGCACCUGAGAACUCACACAGGUGAGAGGCCCUUCGCCUGCAGCUGGCAGGACUGCAACAAGAAGUUCGCGCGUUCCGACGAGCUGGCGCGGCACUACCGCACGCACACGGGCGAGAAGAAGUUCAGCUGCCCCAUCUGCGAGAAGCGCUUCAUGCGCAGCGACCAUCUGACCAAGCACGCGCGCCGCCACGCCAACUUCCACCCGGGAAUGCUGCAGCGGCGCGGCGGGGGCUCGCGGACCGGCUCCCUCAGCGACUACAGCCGCUCCGACGCCAGCAGCCCCACCAUCAGCCCGGCCAGCUCGCCCUGAGCCCGCCACAGCCAUGAGCAGCCGCUCCCACCCCCUCGUGAGUCCCUGGCCUUUCCUUUUGUAAUAAGAAAGAAGAGAGAGAACUUGAUGCGAAGUCCACGAAAAAACAAUUUUUUUCACCUCAGGUGUCAAAGUAAAUUUGUUUAAAAAAAAAAAAAAAAAACACAAAAAUUUCAAAAAACACCACCCACCAAUUGCACAAUAGAUACACCCACAAAGUUGAGAUUCAGCGUUGUUGAACCCCCUUUCUCAGGGAUGGACACGUUCCACGAGGUCAGUGAGGACACCCCUUCCUGCCGCCUUACUCUGUACAUAGAUUUGCACUCUGGAGUUUUCUGUUAGAUUCGGGAACACGCUGGGGACAGAGCAGGCCAGCCAGUCUGGUGGAGCUCAGCGUCUGGCUGGCUGGCCAGCCUGUGGGUCUGUUGGGAGCAGAUGUGGUCACUGACGUUUGUGCCUCCAGGGCAGAUUCCUAAGCAGCUGGCCUGACCUCUUCCUGCCCCGCCCCCCGCCCCCCCCCCAACCCAGUCUCUGGCCUCUGCCCAACGAGCCUGGCUGGGCUUGCAACGCAGCUGAUUCUGAGACAGGCCCCUGCAGAGGGAUGCCUUAAAGCUGUCCCUGGCUGGAGGAGCACUCCACUUUGGGGACAGUGGAGGGGGCCUUCAGCCCUCUGCACUCUGCCUGCCUCACACCCCGCCUCCAGGAGCCCUCUCCUACGGCGCUAGGGAGCACUGGAAGCAGAGAUGCCAGCCCUGGCUGAGCGUAGCACUGCACCAUCCGACCUCUGAGGCAGGGGCUGGGGUCACACCUGCCAGGACUCCGCUUCUCCGUGUCCCUGCAGAAGGCACGCAGGACCCUGUCACUAUUAUACCUGGGCCUCUGAUGGGGGGAAUUCUGGCCUUCUAAAAAGAUGUUAGAAAUUCCUGGUGGCACAUCCAGUUCCGGAGUUUGCCCGCAUGGGCACCUUUGUUGGAAACAGUGGGCAGGUCAUGGGGCCUCCUCAUCAGAGGGUCUGUGUGAGCGGCUGUGCGUGUGGCAGCACACCAUGCUUCACAGAGACCAUUCUGUAGCAAGAGACCGGAACAUUGUGACUUGGACCUUUUCAGGAGUGGCGCGGAUGUUACAGGAAAUGCUGUCGGAGAGCGCGCAUUCUGUUUCCUCCCCAGGGAAUGCCAGAUGGAAAGUUGUGGGCAACACUUUUCUCAGACCCACCAUGUCCCCAACUCAGACUUAGCAAACCUCCAGCCUCUCCGUUUCCCCCUGUACUCCUCCUCCCUUUUCCUCCUGCUUCUCCUUGUCCUGCCUGGAGGCUCCAGGCCACACCCAGCUGGUGGGGCUGCUCCAGUGCCCCAUCACCAGCAGGAGAGGAGGAGCAGAGAGCUGGGUCCUGGGUUGGGAUUCGAGCCCUGGGCAGGGGUCAGUCAAGCCGUGGUCCAGCAAACUCCUCUGCAGAUGGCUGGAGUGUCGACCCCAGGCUUGUGGCCCAGGUAUCACCUUCCCUUCCUCCUGAGAGUUGGGGCCUGUAAAUACAAGGGCCCAGGACAGAGUGUAUGUGUGCGUGUGGUUGUGUGCGCGCGUGAGCACACACAUGUGUGUGUUGGGGGGGGUGGGGGGAUUGGGGUGGACUCAGGGUAUCUUGCCAGAGAUACCUGUUUUGAUGAGUACCUAUUUUGAUGCAAAGGAACGGCCCUGGGACCUCAGAGGGCCACAGAUGGGCUUCCUGGGCCUAGCGUGCCUUGGUUGUGGCCAUCCUGCUUCUACUCAGCCCUGCCAUGGUAUGGGGUGCAGCACAAACCCGGGACCCAGGCCUAGCCACCGCCCACAGCUGCUGGCCACUGUUUUGGCUGGCUCCAGAGUGGACAGGUACGCUCUGUCCACAGCAGCUGCUCAGGCACAGUAUGCCAUCAGGUGCCCGCUUCUUACCACUGUGUGUCAGCUGGGAUUGGCCGACAGCGUGGUGGUGUCUUCUAGGUAGACCGAUGGGCCCUAAAUUGGGCAGUAGCAUUGUUUCUGCUGUGGUGGGAACUGGCAGGGAGAGGGUCACCCCCACUCUGGUUGGAUGCAGAGCUGGUCCCUCUGGCUGCCAUGCUGUGUUGGGGCUCCCUGACCUCCCUGCUUGCAUCGGGUCUGGGAGAGAGAGUGGAAUAUUUGGUAGGGACCUUGACAGAAGAGAGCCCUGGGUGCUUGUGGUGCAAAGAUCUUCAUGCCCAGUUCCAAAGUGAGGUCCCUCCCAAAGUUGUUUUCGUGUGAGGCAGAGAAAGCCACACUCUGAAUACAUUUUAUGUCUCAGGAAUUCACAUUCCAGGUUCAGGAAUUUUAUUCCAAAGUCCUUUGGUGCACUCACCGUCCACCGUUCCCCAAGGCAGGGAGAGGGAGCGGCCCGUCCCUGUGAGGCUGGCAAAGUGCUCUCCAGGGAGGGGUCAGACGUCCUUGUGAUCUGCCCAGGGUGUCAUGGAAGGAGAUUUUCUAGCUCCACAUCUGUCUGCACAUAGGAAGGAAAAGAUAGGACUCUAAACCUAGUCAUCUUGGAAUAAAAAGAAGAGCUGGUUUGUUUUAGAGCAGGGCGGGGGGUGGGGGAGGGAAGCGGGUGUUGGCUGUUUCCAAAGAGAGCACUUAAUUUAAUUUUUCCUUUAAAUGACCCAGGGCUGUUCCGUCUGAUAGAUGGAAGGGUAACAUUGCCUUAAAACAGAAAUAUGCAGGCGUUGGCUAUUUUUGGCAUAAGAGUGUGUCUUCAUUCCCAAAGUGGUUCUCAUUUAAUGGCAGGGUGUGGUCCUUAGGCUCCGGCCUGGACUGGGAAAUGGGGGUAGGGCACCAGGAGAGAAAUCCUCCUGGGUACUCCUGGCCAGACCCUCCUGAAUCAUCUGGGGCUUAAACUCAUCUUGCUUGAAGGGCGGGGAGAAACCCAUGAAUCUCAGGCACGGUUCACAGGGGUCCUCAAGGGCAGAUUUCCAUCUCAUCAUGAAGUGAGGGACUCCUGUGGAAGAGGGUGGUGGGCCUUGGAACGCUGCCUCCACUGAAGCGGGCACACAAGGCGGACCCUCCUGCAACAGCCUUCAUUUUCUUCAAACAUGCAGAAUGUUUUCCCAGACUGCGUCUAUUUCAGGGUCUUCCAUUUUUGUGGUUUAUGGCCAUGCUUGCCAGUUUUGGUGGGGUUGAGGAACCCAUAGGACUCAUAGAAAUAAUAAGGAAAACUCAAACCCUUAUUUUGGGACUUCAGUUCUAGUGGUCCAUAGGGGCAGAGAUCUCAAAGUGAAGGUUGCCUGAGUGAAGGGAGAGUUCCCCUAUAAAAGGCCUAAAAUUGAUUUCGGGCUCAGCCAUCAAGGGGCUGGUGUUGCUCCUGUCCCAGACAAGGAAGCCCCUGUUUACAUCAGCCAUAUUAGGGGAACGGUUGUCAGCUCCCCAAAUGCCUACUGGAUCCUACAGCCAUACAGGAAAAGAGACGGACACAGCCCUUUCCUCAAAGAGCCCUGGGGUCUUGUCCUGCAGGAUGCUGCAUGGGAACGGGCAGAGAUGUCCUGGAUGGGAACAUAGUCCUGGAGGUGCCCUACCUGCAUCCUGCUGCACCCCCACCCACGACACUCGAGUGCAAGAUUGCCUCACUCCUAACCCUGACUUUAUUCCCAGGCCCCACACCGAGGCAGGUGCAGGAUUCGCCACGGUGCAGCCUCCAGGUACAAACAUCUGAGGCACUGGUGAUCCCAGUCCUUGCGGCACCCUGAACACAGCUCAGACCAGUGAGGGGUGAUUCAGAGGUGGGGAUGGGCAGAGAGGGCUGGCCACUCUGCGUCAGGACUUGACCUUAAGUCUUCUGUCUCCCCACCCGGUGUGUCCAGAAGACCAGCCUCUUUCUUGCCAGAAGCAGGUGCUAAGAUGGACUGCACAGGGUCCUGGCGCUCCCUCGGGACCCAUUCAGGAUCUCAGCCGGGCAGGGGUGCCACCCAACAGGAAGAUGUGAUCUGAGCAAUAGUGUGGCCUUGUUGCUCCGCUUCUGGUUGUGGCUGUGUUUACAGGGCUACCUGACUAUUUUGACUUCUGACAGGUGUCACUGAUUUUCUUUCCCUCAUUUAAAAAAGGUCAUUUAGUCAAAGACACAGUGCUAGAAGGUUUAAAGAGUGUAAUGUGUUGGUCACAUCACAACCAGUAAGAAACGCUUGGUAGGUUAUCCACAUCUUUUGCUGACUGUUACCAUAUACAAUUCUGGUCACCAUAUUUUCCAAAGCUAAAAUCUGAGGCGUGGGCUGAUGGUUUUUGAAAUCAGGAUUACCCCAGGAAGAACCAGGUCCUAUUAGUCAUUUUCCUGAUUCUGAGGCUUUGAAGGCUUGUCUGAGACACAUUCCAGAGACCUUUGUACCAGAACUUGGAUGCACAGUCCACCUUACUACUGAUACAUGCCUGAGCACCCUUUAGGAUGAGGCACCGCCUCCUGCCUGCUGUCCUGUCCCUCAGCAUCAGAGGAGUUGAAUUCGGCAGGAGAUGGGAGCCCGGUGUCCAUGAGGGAAGAGGGGUCGCGCUUGGUUUCUACUGACCCCCAUGAAGAUUUCAGACUUGCAGUGCCGGACACCUGGCCCUGCCCUGCCUCUCUUCUUUCUCAUACAGCUUUAAAACUUUACUACUUUUAUUUAAAAAUGAACUGGAUGGGAGAGAAGUAGCGUCCCCUACCCUACAAGUCACACAUUCCGGGGAGGGGGGUGGGGGGUGGAGGCAGGAAGUCAUGGGGGUGGGGGUGGGAGCGCGGGAACAGCUUCUUAAGGCCUCAGGGUCCUGUUUUCUCUGGCCUCUUCUAGAGGGCCCAUGGACAGGCCGCAGUGCGUGCUUAUUUGGAAACCAGGUGUGAGCCGAAUGCCUGCGAGGCCAUGCACUCAGCAGAGGAGCCCUUGUACCUGGCCGCCCUGAGAGGAGCAAGGGGCCACCUCCCAUGUGGCUCCAGACACCACGUGGGCUCAUUAGCCCCAGCGUUUGUACCGGCUCCAGGUGCCUGCCUCUGGGUGUGUGAGUGGGAGACUUUGCUCCCUGGCCUCAUCCUAGAGAGGCCCCUGGUGCCUAGUGCUGGGGUCUCUGGCGCUGGUCAGCCUCAGCAGAAAGGAGGCACUACUGAGCAACUAUGCAUUGUCAUUGUCGGGUUUGGGGCUUGCGGUGGUUCCUUGGUGACUGGGAAUUGCUUGUGUGCAUGUGUUGGGUGCAUGCUUCCGGGUCUCAGCUGCCCCAGGCCCACACAGGCAACCCAUUCCCAUCCAAAGCCAUUGGUGGAGCUUCUCUGGAAUCAUUUGCCAAAAGCCCAAGGCAGAAUCCAAGGGUCCAAGACCAUUUCCAUGGAGCUCAUGUUUUUCUUUUCUGUAGGAACUUUUUUUUAACCAGCACCCACCAUAAUUCCGAAGGCCAUGUUUCAUCUUUCCUGGAUCACUACAGUGAAGUAUUACAGUUGUACAGUUCCCAGUCUGGCCUUGGCUUGCUCGGAUAAAACUUUGUAUGUAUUUUGUAUGGCAUAGAUUCUAUAUUGUAAUGAUGUCCUAUGCAAAAAGAAAAAUUAACGAAAUUGUAAAUUUUAUUGUUUUAACGUGUAUGCAUGUUUAGUGACGUUUACAUUUUGAAAUAAAAUUUAUGAUUCAUUAUUUUA